Scleropages formosus (Asian bonytongue) is the source of this 2596-nucleotide messenger RNA. RefSeq names its product neuropeptide Y receptor type 1. Lineage: Eukaryota; Metazoa; Chordata; Actinopteri; Osteoglossiformes; Osteoglossidae. Gene Ontology annotation, biological process: G protein-coupled receptor signaling pathway. Gene Ontology annotation, molecular function: neuropeptide binding; neuropeptide Y receptor activity. Bases 461 to 1576 code for a protein of 371 amino acids. The record is from RefSeq and is a predicted model, not a curated record. The transcript is spliced from 2 exons. Gene Ontology annotation, cellular component: plasma membrane; neuron projection.
GCCUCUGAAAACAAUGAUGUCAAUAGUUAUAAAAUGACAACAACAGUUAAGUGACCGACAGGCAGAAGUAAAUUCACGUCUUACCUUCCGAGAGCUUUACGUAAAAGACGUGCUCCGUGAAGUGUUGAGGGUAGGUGUGAAUAAACGGAAGAGUGCUGCAAAAUUUGUUUUCAUUCGAUGCAGAGCAGUUGUAUUUAAAGAAAUAUUUCGAGUGGCUGGUUGAAUAUUUUCAUCUCUCUGAAAAAGCUAUAAAUACUGAGGUGGGUACAGGAAGCUGGAAAUGACUGUGUGUUAUUUUGCAACUAUUAAAAAAAAAAAUUAUUAUGAAUUCAAUUGUCUGUCUCAGGCAAAUGCUUUCAGAAGAUGAUGGCCUUGCAUCGAGUGCUCGUGUGAGGGGCUGAGACGCUGCCGUUGCCCUGACAUCAAAUCCUGAGAAGAAAACGAGAAAAGCUCCUCAAAAAUGAAUGACGUCCCUCUCCUUGAUCGGCCCAACUGUUCCGACUCCGCUAAUUGCUCCUGGAGGAACGCUUCCCUGAUGACCUUUGGGGAGGAAUGCCACAACCACCUGCCCAUGUUCUUCAUCAUGGCGAUUGCCUACAGCACGAUUGCCCUUUUGGGCGUGGUGGGAAACCUUGCUCUCAUCCUCAUCAUCGCGAGGCAGAGGGAGAUGCACAACGUGACCAACAUCUUGAUCGCCAACCUCUCCGUCUCAGACCUGCUGAUGGCCAUCAUGUGUCUUCCCUUCACCUUUGUGUACACCUUCAUGGAUCACUGGGUCUUCGGGGAGGCCAUGUGCAAGCUGAACAGCAUGGUGCAGUGCUGCUCCGUAUCGGUCUCCAUCUUCUCCCUGGUUCUGAUCGCUGUGGAACGCUACCAGCUCAUCGUCAAACCCCGCGGCUGGAGGCCCAGCAACCUGCAGGCCUACAUUGGAAUAGGCAUCAUCUGGACCCUUGCUGUUAGCACCUCAGUACCCUUCAUGCUCUUCACCUUGGUAACCGAUGACCCCCUGAAGCUGUUACAAAACUUCCAUGAAGAGUACACCGGGAAGGUGGUCUGCGUGGAGGAUUGGCCCUCCCGAAAGUUGAGGCUCGCCUAUACCACCUGCAUGCUGUUGCUGCAGUACAUUGGGCCACUGUGCUUCAUCUUCAUUUGUUACCUAAAGAUUUAUACUCGCCUUAAAAAAAGAAAUAUCAUGAUGGACAAAAUGAGAGAGAAUAAAUACAGGUCCGGCGAAACUAAGAGGAUCAACGUGAUGCUCUUCUCCAUAGUGGUGGCCUUCGCCGUCUGCUGGCUCCCGCUCAACAUCUUCAACGCCGUCAUUGACUGGAAUCACGAGGUCGUGAUGAACUGCCACCACAACCCGCUCUUCUCGCUCUGCCACCUGACGGCGAUGGCGUCCGUGUGCGUGAACCCCGUCUUCUACGGCUUCCUCAACAAGAACUUCCAGCGGGACCUGGUGGCGUGCCGCUUCUGUAAGCUGACCUCCAGGGAGGAAGACUACGAUACGGUGGUGAUGUCGACGAUGCAGACCGAUGUAUCCAAGACUUCCCUCAAACCGGAGAGCCCAGAUAUAUAGAAGACCGAGACAAGGUUUACGGUAUAUUAAAAAUGUGUAUACAUUUACCUAAAAAGAGACGUUUGAAUGUCUUAUUGUAACAAAUGUAGCACCUCUCCAUUAAAGAGCACCCAACUAUUUGUAAGAUUGAAAAUAAUUUUGAAAUUUUUAUUUUGUAAGGAAAUGAGACACGUGACGAGGUCUAAAUAGGCCCAUGAGUUUGAUGCAGGUUGAAGAGCAACCUGCUUAUAUUACAUACAUUUAUCAUGUUCAGAGGUGCAAAUGAGACAGUCUGAUGGAUUUUUUUAAACCGAAACAUAUUAAUAUUUAAGGAGAAGCCACAGUGUUUGUUGUGGAUGUGUGCAAUGUUUCAGUGUCACGUGACGUUACAGGAGCUCCGUGGAACAUUUCAGUUGUUUGGUGACGGUACGUUGUUCAAAGUCCCGCGCUGUGUGUUUCCAAUGUAACUUCAUUAAACUCAAAUACUCAGGCUAAAAAGCCUACGUAAGCCGUUUUCUCCCGCAGGCAUCGCUCACGUGCUAUUAUUUCCACAGCUUUUAUGAGUGCAUUAAAAAGGAUCCAUGUGAAUGUGGGUGACACAGUGGUAAUGUGUUGACAGUCCUGACAGAUUUAUGGAUUGUAAGAUUAUGUAGUGAAACCAAAGAUUAUUCUACAGCCUGGAUGUACCUUUGUGGAACUCAAAGUGUAAACUGUAAAACUGCGGUAAUAGCUGAUCAUGUUUGCUUCAUUAAAUAUUGCCAUUAAUAUUGUCGUUAAUAUCGUUGCUCGUGGUUUCAACUUAUUACUGCCUUGUAAUAUAUUCAUGUCUUUUAGAAUCCAAGGAAUACUGGUAAACUGAUGUACAGCAUAUUUUACAUGAUCUGAUGUAAAAUAAUUUGUUUCCAGAAACAUUGUGACAUAUAAAGUACUUAAAGUGAUGUUACUGGGUGUCCAUAUACUUAAUAGGGUAAGAUGUUAGAGUAUGUUACUGACAUUAUUGUUAGAACAGCUGCCUUUGGACUGAAGGGUUGUAGGUUCAAU